AUGAGGCUGUUCAAGUCCAACAAGUCGCAGGCCUCCAUAGAAGAUCGUUUGACGGGUUCACGCGACGGAAGCCCUACCGAUUCCGCCUACAAUCAACACGGGCAGCAGCAGCAUCAGCAGCAUCAGCACCACCACCACCAGCCUCACGCCAGCGUCUACGGUGGAGCCCAGUUUGAUCACACCCAGUCUGACCGCUUUCAGCGCCAACAACCGCAACAGCAACAACAGCAGCAGCAGUUGCAUCCUUCCCCUCCUUCAGAUCCCCCGUAUCAACCUGGUCCUCAAGAUCUUCAAUCUCUCCCUCACCCUCACCCCUCCCAGCAUCUGGGUCGCAGUCAGAGCGGUCGCUCCCCCUCCGCCGGUGACUUGUAUGGCGCACAACGGCCUGGAGUGAAUAUCGUUCCCCAACCUUCACAACAGCAGGUCAUUCCAGAAGGCCCUGCUCCCAUCCCCGGUCAGACUACCUUUGGCCAGUCCAAAAACGUUCGUGUCAUCGAAGAGAAGGCACACAAAAAAUCCAAGAGAAGCUUCAUCACCAGUCUGAUCAAGGACAAAUCCAAGGACGAGGACCGAGACCGUGAAAAGGACAAGGAGAACUCCCCAAUUGAACCACCACGCAAGGGCAUUGGACGAUCCAGUUCGGUCCAUCUAUUGAGAAAAACAAACCCUGAUCACACCCGCGAUUCCUACUCUCAGCAGAACUCCCCUCAGCAAUACAGCAACCGACACUCAGUCUUCUACCAAUCUCCCGACUCUUCAUACCCGCCCCAGUCUGAGGAUCUCUCUUACGACCAGUAUCAACAACAACGCGGGCCAUCCCAUCCUCAUACUUCUGGCCAGUACGACUCUCCUCAGAGCCAAAACACCCAACAAUCCGUUGAUUACGUAGAGGACGCCCCUGCUUUCAGUCCUCAGCAAGAACAAUAUCAGGCAUACCACGCCUCUCACUCCGCAAACAACUCGGAACAAUAUCUUCCCUACCAAAGCCAGCCUGCUACAGGUAACGAGGUGGGAUCGGGUCUAUACUCACACCUUCGUCCUCCCUCGCAAGCUUCUCUCGGCCCUCCCUCCCCCAUCAUCAGCCCCCCGCAAGUCGACUCACGCCCCUCUACCGGGGCUACCAAUACAAAUCGGUUCUCUGCUCAAUCGACCACUCAGCAAUCGACCCAACAGCAAGCCAUGGGUCGAGAUCGCGAUCGGGAUCAAGGCAAUGGAAGUCUAAGACAGCAACUUUCCCAGCGUGACCCUCGCACCGAUGAACUGGCUCAGUAUCAAGGUCAAAGUCAACAAGAUCCACGAGUAAGAAUGUCACAGCAGGUUUCCGAACAAGGUCGGAGCACUCCACCUCCUCGAAGUCGAGAAGAUAUCGGUCAAUUGGACUACCACCAAUUGCUACAGCGCCACGAAGAGCUUCAGGCAAAGUACUCGAAAGUUAAACGCUACUACUUUGAGCGCGAGGCUCAAGUGACCCAACUGCAGAACACCGUCGCCAACCAGAGACUGUCCAUGUCCAAGACAUCCCUAGAUGAUGCCCAGUACACAGCGCGCUUCGAAAGGCUGAGCAAUGCCAUCAACAAUCUUGCUUUCAACAUCCGCAAGAACUGGCGUGCAGUGCCUCCAUGGCUCCGUCACGUCUGUAACCAAGAUGCUCACUCCGUUGGUACCAAGGAGAUGACCGCGGUCGGCCGAGCAUGUAUCACACGUUGGUUGUUCGAAAGCAUUUUCGAACGGACGUUCCAUCCUGGUAUCGAUCCCGGCUUGUCUGCCCAGUUGAAGAACGUUGAACGCAACCUCCGCCGUUCAGGACAAGCCGGUCUCCUCCUGACCGAUGAACAACGUGAUGACCUCACCACCAAGAUCACCACCUGGAGGCUCACCACGAUCGAAGGUCUCGGGGAUGUCCUCACCUCUGCGCAAGCCGAGCAAUACACCGAGAAUCUCAACAAGAUGUUUACGCACCAGUUGACCGAGUCUCUCAAGGCAAAUCUCACCGACCCUCCACCGCCAGGUCUCUCCGAAGGUGUGGGCAUGAUUGUUGGCCAAGCAGUAGGGAUCGCCGCCAACAUCCCCUUGGAAUCUCGUGAUAUCUGCAUCGAAUAUUUCAUGCCUGGCACACCUGUGAACGAGACGUACAUGAAAAUCGAGCCUCAAAUGACGCCCUUGACCAACCCUGGCCCUGAUGAACGCCUGCUCGCCAUGCAAGCCCAGCAAGCCAUGCAAGACGCCCAGGAUGCCGAAAGCACAGCCAGCACCGACGACGGACCUCGUGACCGCGAUGUUGAGGCCGAAAUUCGCGAGGCCGCGGGCAAAGCCGCAAGCCAGUCCACACAACCCCCCAUUGGAGGCCCCGCUGGAGGUCCAGGCGGCUCUCAGGGUGAUCGACGCAACGACUCUGCAAGCUCUCAAGCCACCGUCAAAGGCUCCUCUGGUGACAGCAAAUCCAAGAAAUCCUCCUUCCUCGGCGGAUUCGUGUCGAAGAAACCUCCCUCGGGUUCGCGCAACCCUGCAUCCGGGCAAGACCGCGGCGAGACAGGCAGCAACGCCUCAGGCGACCGCGACCUCGACCAACAGCCACAUCGUGGCGGUGUCAGAGAGAGCAUGGCGGUCGACCCGAGCCAGCUCGGUGUGCCCCCACCAGGUGCCAAUGAAGGCCGCAUCCGCUUCGCAGCGUUCUUGGCCAUCGAGGUCAGGGGUAAAGGCCCCGGUGCCAAUAACAACAACGCCGAUAGGCAGGCUGCCGGUGGCAAAGAGCCUGGCAGCGCCGCCACAGGCUCGAACAAAGAAAGUACAGUCAACGUCCUCUUCAAAGCCCCAGUUUACGAGUAUUAA
Messenger RNA from Exophiala aquamarina CBS 119918, 2829 nucleotides. RefSeq lists its product as uncharacterized. The transcript has a single exon. The coding region runs from base 1 to 2829 and encodes 942 amino acids. NCBI's taxonomy places the organism in Eukaryota, Fungi, Ascomycota, Eurotiomycetes, Chaetothyriales, Herpotrichiellaceae. The record is from RefSeq and is a predicted model, not a curated record.